This is a messenger RNA of Perkinsus marinus ATCC 50983, 2784 nucleotides long. RefSeq lists its product as hypothetical. NCBI's taxonomy places the organism in Eukaryota, Perkinsozoa, Perkinsida, Perkinsidae. Gene Ontology annotation, molecular function: phosphatidylinositol binding; ubiquitin protein ligase activity. The coding region runs from base 1 to 2784 and encodes 927 amino acids. The record is from RefSeq and is a predicted model, not a curated record. Gene Ontology annotation, biological process: ubiquitin-dependent protein catabolic process; protein polyubiquitination. The transcript has 25 exons.
AUGCCUCCUAGACGAUCGACUGCUGCCAAGGCUAAGGCUAAGCCGGCCACUCCACCACCUCUGCCGACCUAUAAACUGCGUUACUGUGAUAAGGACAGCAUUUCUCCUAAUCUGCAUUGCUCCGUCUGUUGUGAGGUGUUCACUGAUCCUGUCUGCGCCACACCUUGCGGGCACACGUUCUGUAGAGAAUGUCUGUAUCAAUGGCUAGGCCUCAAGAACACCACCUGCCCUGAAUGUCGAGGCAGAAUCACUAAGCAGAAUUGUCACAACGAUUUGAUGGCACGUAAGUUCCUCGACGAACAGGACGUGUACUGUCCUUUUAGAGGUUGUCAAUGGGACGGCAAGCACGGUGAUUUGGAGGCGCAUAUGGGCGACUGUGAUUGCGAUCCUAGGAGAGUACCGGACUUUUUAAAUUCGUCGUCGUUGGAAGACUCACAAGAAGAUGCGAAUAGUAGCAUGAUGGGGGGCGCUCUUAGGAUGGAAUUGUUACGACAGAAUAACUCCAGUUUGUUGAAGGCAGCCGAACAGGGGUUUUUCACUCGAUCUACUGUGCCAAUAGAAGAAAUACUAGAUGACGAUGAUGAAGAAGAGAAUGACGGUUAUGAAGAACCUACGGGUGAAGCGAAGGCCACCACGUCGGCCCUCCGAGUUCUUCGAAAACUGUCACCAUUGGAGGUACCGAUACCACUGUCCGUGAAGAUACCCUCGUUUGAGACCAAAUCGGCUCUGAUGGGCCUCAACUAUACUACCUACAACAUUAAAGUGGAAGACUUCAACCGACCCCAUUCGGUCAAUCGGAGGUUUGAUGAUUUCGUGAAAUUCCACGAACACAUUAGCUCCCUGCCUUACCAUAGAGGAAGCAGCCGGGGCUCUGAGAAUGGCGAUGGCCAAUCACCACCGACUUUGGGAAGUAUCUGCAGCCCCUCUGGAGAUCCCCUGGUGCCAGCCCUGCCGCCCAAGCAGAUGUUUGGCUCCACCUUACCCGCUGUAGUGGAGGAAAGAAGACCGGCGUUAGAAAGGAUCCUCCAACGCGCUGCUCGGAGGGAGGAGGUCUUGUCUCUCGACUCUAGUGAUUCAUUCUGGAAACUUCUGGAACUCCCAUCAGCAUGCGCCGUUGUGUGCCGCUUCCUGAUCCCGUCAGGCCAGAGAAGUUGCCAACGCAUUCAGGAUCUCUGUGGUCUGCUAGACCCAGAUAAAGGGAAGGAGCAAUAUCGGCUCAAGCACGAGGCAGUUGUAAGGUGCCUCCUCAAUAUUGUAGACAGUGAGGCUAGAGGGAUCAUAUCUCUCCCUCCACCGGCCUUCGCAUCGGUCAUGGACGUACUGCACUUUAUAGUGUCUGACGAGGGAUCCCCAGGAAAUGUCGGAGCAUCUGAGAACGCGAGAAAACUGUUCGUGUCUGAGGGAGGUAUCCUAAGUCUGCUGCGGGUACUGGCCAGAGGAGGUCCUGAGGAGGCAGGCAACGGGGAUGUUGUCAUCCUCAGCAGUGAUAGACCAACUGUCGACGGCGAUGUUGGGCCCGACAACACCACAGUCCGUAUUGACCAAGCCAAACGCGUCCUCAAUGGUCUCAUCCAGGCCUCAGGAGAAGCCUUCAGUGGAAGACUGCUGGAGACCUUCCAAGCAUAUGAUGCGAUUACUGUAAUCACUGAGGAGCUACUGCCCGUCUCGAAGGCGCAUCUGCAUGAUACCAUAGCUAAGCUCCUCUGGCUCAGCUUAGAUGAAGAGUUCCAAGGACGACGUGACGCUACUAAGCAAAAUCGAUUCGGGUCUUUGGCAGCUGCUGACUACCGAGUUGCUGCCUUCCGAAAGCCUCUCCCCUUCGGCUCGUGUGCCGGGAUCACUCCUAUCUUCCCUAACACGAACCCCAGGAUGCUUGGCUCGAGUAGCUCAGUGUCUAGGUCAACUCCAGGAGAAUGCGUAGCAGUGGAUGAGAGUUUACGAGGAGCCUUACAAGAGCACAUAGCAUCUAGAAGGAUGCGGAACGCUCAAGACGUCGAGCAACAGGAGGGAUACCUCUUCUCACUAGUCGCUGAGUGUGACGCUCGACGGGAGGCGAUUAAUAAAGCGGUGGCCCCGACAGAGAUGAACGAUGCCUUUCGAAGCUUCGACAAAUGUCUGGCUAGAUAUCUCCAGUCCAUCCAGGAUACGGAUGCGGUGCUCAGCAAGUGCAGGGCUGGGAUAGCCAAACUGAACUCAUCCGCUGAGGCAGACCUCCGUCCCUUGCCGGAGCUAGACCCUGGGGAGGUCCUAGCCUGGGCCACUAGCGCUCUUGAGUUACAGCAGGUCGAGGGAGAGAUAGCCGCUUUAAACGACAAGGCUGAGGCAUGUGACAGGGAAGCUCGGAGGGCGAAGAAGGAGGCACACGCGGUGGAGCAACGACUCAAGACAAUUACUGCUGAUCUGCAUGCUCUGGAUGCCCGUAUAAUAUCAGAGGGAAAGGCACCUGGUGACGAAAGGCGGCAGCUAGCUGAUACCAGGUCCGAGCUGGACGCUCAGUUGUUGCAGUUAAAACAGGUAGCUGCUUCCAAGCGACUUGAAGGGAACACACUGAAGCAGCGGGCUGCCGAAAUAGCUGCUGGUCAGGGAGCAACGGUUGCCUCUUCGACUGUUGAUAGGGCUCAACAGGCAAGAGGGGAUGUCAUCGUGGAGGAGUGGGUGGCUCGAAUGGAAGCAUCGAAAAAGUCCACCAGACAAGUCCACAAGCUGAGUACUCACCUCAGUACUGUGGGUAUGCGAUUGCAACAAAACGAGAAGGCCGCUCAAGAGGAUCUCUUGGCCUCAUAA